Messenger RNA from Hypanus sabinus (Atlantic stingray), 5992 nucleotides. RefSeq names its product Bardet-Biedl syndrome 4 (gene bbs4). Gene Ontology annotation, molecular function: protein binding. Bases 546 to 2108 code for a protein of 520 amino acids. Gene Ontology annotation, biological process: cilium assembly; protein localization to cilium. Gene Ontology annotation, cellular component: ciliary basal body. The transcript has 17 exons. NCBI's taxonomy places the organism in Eukaryota, Metazoa, Chordata, Chondrichthyes, Myliobatiformes, Dasyatidae. The record is from RefSeq and is a predicted model, not a curated record.
AGAGUUAUGCCAAUGAUAGAGUCAGUUGAGUCUGUCCCCCUUUCUGAUAUAAACGUUUAGUUAAAUCUGUAGAUUAUGGAUUUGUGGACAUGAGUGCCAGUGUAAAUGCUAUUUAACUAUUAAUUUCAAUGCUGGAUAAGAUUGAAGAUUUAAAAAAAUUAGCUUUAUUUGUCACAAAUACAUCAAAACAUACACCAAAAGUUAGAGUUAAAUCAAAUCAGCGAGAAUUACGCUGGGCAGCCUGCAAGUGUUACCAUGCUUCUGGCACCACCAGAGCAUGCCCACAACUCACUAACUCUAGCUCUUACUUCAUUGGAACGUGGGAAGAAACUGGAGCACCUGGAGGAAACUCAAGCGAUUAUGGGGACACUUAGAAACACCUUCCAGACAGUGGCGGAAAAGAACCCUGAUUUUACAGCUGGUGCUGCAAUAGCAUUACAGGAAUGUUGAAUGACUGGAAGCCUGUGAGUGGACUGUACUUGUUCUCUGUGGAUGUUGGUGCUCAUUUUCAUCUGUUCCUUUGACUACUGCUCUCUCGCAACAGAAUGGCAGAUUUGGAGAAAGAACCGAUUACGCUACACGCAGAUGUUUCAGCUGAUCUUCCAAAACCACGAUCAAAAAAAGCUCCAGAACUUCCCAUUUUGGAAAGAAGAAACUGGCUGAUACAUUUGCAUUAUAUUAGGAAGGACUAUGAGACCUGCAAGGCAAUCAUCAAAGAACAGCUGCAGGAGACCCAGGGGAUGUGUGAAUAUGCUGUCUAUGUACAAGCACUUAUCUUCCGCUUAGAAGGAAAGAUUCAGGAAUCCUUUGAACUCUUUCAGACCUGUGCAAUCCUGAACCCACAGAACGUGGACAACUUAAAACAAGUGGCCAGAUCACUGUAUUUGCUUGGAAAACACAAGGCUGCGAUUGAAGUUUACAGUGACGCUGCUAAAUUAAAUGAAAGGGAUUGGGAAAUCAGCCACAAUCUGGGAGUCUGUUUCAUGCACCUGAAGAAUUUUGAGAAGGCUCAAUUUUAUUUGAACUGUGCUCUGCAAAGCAGCAAGCAUGAUCUGACCUUCGUGGUGCUCGGGAAACUUUGCCUAUUGGAGGGAAAUACUGAAGGCGCUGUGGAAAUUUAUAAGAAAGCUGUAGAGUUUUCUCCUGAAAAUGCUGAUCUUCUGACAACUCUGGGGUUACUGUACCUGCAGCUUGGCAUGUACCAGAAAGCUUUUGAGCAUUUAGGAAAUGCUCUCACCUACAACCCCAACAAUUAUAAGGCCAUCCUGGCUGCAGGUAGCAUGAUGCAGUCUCACAAUGACUAUGAUGUGGCGCUCAGCAAGUACAGGAUAGCAGCACAUGCCAUUCCCGAAAGCCCACCCCUAUGGAAUAACAUUGGAAUGUGUUUCUUUGGGAAGAAGAAAUAUGUAGCCGCUAUUAGCUGUCUGAAACGAGCUAAUUAUCUCGCUCCAUUUGACUGGAAAAUUCUCUAUAACUUGGGCUUGGUACACCUGACAAUGCAGCAGUAUGCAUCGGCAUUCCACUUCCUGAGUGCUGCUAUCAACAUUCACUCAAAGAUGGGCGAGUUGUACAUGCUUCUGGCUGUUGCUUUGACAAAUUUGGAAGAUCCUGAAAAUGCCAAGAGAUCUUACAAUCAAGCAGUGAGUUUAGACCAGUCCAACCCUUUGAUAAAUUUAAACUAUUGCAUACUACUGUAUAAUCAAGGGGACCGGAAGGGAGCCCUGCUCCAGUACCAGGAAAUGGAGAAGGUGGUGAACAGGCUUAAGGAGAGUAGCAGUUCAUUGGAGUUUGAUCCAGAGCUGAUAGACAUGGCUCAGAAGAUUGGAGCAGCACUUCAGGUGGGGGAAAAUCUUGUCUGGACUAAACCAAGCAAGGACACCAAGUCAAAACACUGUGCGGCACCAUCUGGCAGCAAAGUGACCUCUAACCAACAACCCCUGGGCUCUAACCAAGCCCUGGGGCAAGCUAUGUCUUCAGCUGCAGGCUAUAGCAAAACCAUUCAGCUUUCUGCUGAUGGCUGCCUGACGCAUAUACAGAAACCUCCCUCGUUACCCCUGGAACCAGAAUCAGGUGCUGAAGAUUUGAGCAGAAAGCAAAGCCCAAGAUAGCUUGUGUUAGCUUCCUGAUCUUUAGAAUAGGCAAUUAAUUACAGCACCAUAAUGUAAUAGCGUCCUGUGCUAUUACGUUACAUUAUUGCAGUGUCUCUAUUAUCUACAGAUUUCAAACAUUAGUUUGGUUUUCUACUUUCCAUGUGUAAAGUUUAAGCCCCACACCAGCUGUCCCAGCUGGGAUUGUACUCCCCUUCUCCAGAACGAUGCCACCAGUCUGAGAAGUUGGUGGGAAACUCACUCUGCAUGGAUCUAGGAGGCUGUUCUGGAACCCAGAUACACAGGCUGCUCAAAACUUUGCUUUGGUCUGUUAUAGGAACCGAGGGUUUGCUUCUCACACCUAACCCUGGCAUUCUCUCCGCAUCACUUGUUCUUAUAAACAGUUAGUAGUCAACAGAUUAACCAUUAGUCUCAGCGUUCAGCAAUUGGGCAGUCUGCUGACUCUGGUGGAGCUGUUCUUGUGGCAGUCUAGUAUGAACAAACCACUCUGAGUGGUUCUUAGAAAGGAUGGUGAGGUAGUUCAUUGUUUAGCCCUGGCAAUGGUUAUUUGGGAAAGACAUCAGAACUUGGGCAAGCCCUGGUAGAGAUCAGAAAAACUGCAGGGUCAGGGAUGGCUGUGCAGUGUGUAGCCAAAUGCUUUUGUUAAAUUUUGUUAAAUUUGUUAAACAUUGAAGUAGACCAUUCGCUUAUUGUGCAUCUCAUAACAUCUCAACAAACAGAACAUUGGCACAGCUAUUCCAUUAUAAGACCUUAAGACAUAGGAGCAGAAUUAGGCCAUUCAGCCCAUCAAGUCUGCUCCACCAUUACAGAAUUAUUGGCUGAUUUAUUAUCCUUCUCAGUACUAUUCUCCUUCCUUAUCCCCAUCCCCUUUGAUGCUCUGAUUUAGCUAAAAAUUUAUCAAACUCUGCCUUAAAUGUACUCCAUGUCUUGACCUACACAGCCACCUGUGGCAAAGAAUUCCACAGAUUCAGUACCCUCUUAUGGAAGAAAUUCCUCAUCUCUGUUCUAAAUGGAUGUGUCCUUCAAUUCUGAGGCUGUACCCUCUGAUCCUAGAGUCCCUACUAUAGAAAAUAUCCUCUUUACCUCCAUUCUAUCCAGAUCUUUUCAAUAUUUGAUAUGUUUCCAUUAGAUUCUCCCUUCAUUUUUCUAAAUUCCAUUGUGUACAGGCCAAAGCCACUAAACACUCCUCAUAUGUCAAUCCUUUCAUUACUGAGAUCAUUCUGGUGAACCUCCAUUGGACUCUGUCCAAUGCCAGCACAUUCUUUCUUAGAUAAGGGGCCCAAAACUGCUCACAAUACUCCGUGCAGUCUGACCUAUAAAUCCUCAGCAUCACAUCCUUGCUUUUGUUUUCUAGUCCUCAGAAAAUGAAUGCUCACAUUGUAUUUGCCUUCCGCACCAUCACCAACUCAACCUUUAAGUUAAUCUUUAGGAAAUCCUGCGCAGGGAUUCCCAAGACUUUUUUAACUCUGAUUUUUGAACUUUCUCCCCUUUACAAAUUAAUCUACAACUUUAUUCUUUUGCCAAAGUGCAUGAAUGUGUACCUCUAUAUUAUUAUACUGCACCUUCCACUUCUUUACCAAUUCCUCCAAUCUUUCUAAGCCCUCUGCAGACACCAUUUCCUCAACACUACCUGUUCUUUGACUUGUCCUUGUAUCAUCUGCAAACAUGGCCACAAAGCAAUUAAUUCUUUUGUCCAAAUCAUUGAAAUACAACAUGAAAAGAAGCAGCCCCAACACCGACUCCUGCUGCACAUCACUGGUCACCAACAGCCAACCAGAAAAGGCCCCCUUUAUUCCCAAGGUUUGCCUCCUGCUAGUCAGCCAAUCGUCUAUCCAUUCUAGUACCUUACCUGUCAUACCAUGGGCUCUUAUUUUGUUAAGAGGCAUCAUAUGCAGCACUUGGUCAAAGGCCUUCUUAAAAUCCAAGUACACAACGUCCGGUGACUCUCUUUGGUCUACCCUGCUUGUUAUUUCCUGAAAGAAUUCCAACAGAUUUAUCAGGCAAGAUUUCCCCUUUAGAAAGCCAUGCUGUCUUUGACCUAUUUUAUCAUGUGCUUCCAAGUACUCUGAAGCCAAAUUGAACCCAAUGUCUUCCCAGCCACUGAAAUCAGACCAACUGGCCUAUAAUUUCCUUUUUUCUACCUCCGCUCGUUUUCUUGAUGAGUGGAGUGACACUUGCAAUUUUCCAGUCCUCAGAAAUCAUUCCAGCGUGUAGUGAUUGCUGAAUAGAUCAUUACUAAUGCCUCCACAAUCUCUUCAACUAUGUCUUUCACAAUCCUGGGGUGUAGUCCAUCUAGUCCAGGCCUUAUCUACCUUCAGACUUUUCAGCUUCCCAAGCACCUUCUCCUUAGUAAUCGCAAUGACACUUACUUCUGCCCAAUACCCUUGCAUUUCUGGCAUUCUGCUAGCAUCUUCCACAGUAAAGUCAGACGCAAAAUACUUAUUUUGUUCAUCACCAUUUCUUUGUCCCCAUUACAACAUAUCCAGCAUCAUUUUCCUGCAGUCUAAUUAUGCACUCAUCUUUUUUUCACUCCAUAUGUAUUUGAAAAUAACUUUCUGCAUGCUUUCUGAUGGUUUUUAAAAGCUUCCCAAUCUCCUACUUUUCCACUAAUUUUUACCCUAUUGUAUAUCCUCUCUUUUGCUCUUAUGCAGUCUUUGACUACCCUUGGCAGCCAUGGUUACCUCAUUUUCCCUUUAGAAUAUUUCUUCAUCUUUGUGAUGUAUCUUUCUUGUGCCUUCUGAAUUUCCUCCCCUAAAACCAGAGGGCUUGCAUUGAAGUUGGGGAGGGGGGGAUGUGAGGGCUAAGUUUUUUUUACUCCAGAGUCGUGGAUGCCUGGAAUGUGCCUCAUGGUAUGAUGGUAGAGGCAAAUACACUGUUUUGAGGCUUUUCAAUUAUAUAUGUAUCGGCACAUGGAUGCAAGGAAGAUGGAGGAACAUGAACAUGGUGUAGGUAGGAGGGAUUAAUGUUUGGGUGUUUUUGAUUUGCAUCUUAGCUGGUUAGGCACAACAUUGUGGGCCAAAUGCCCGGUUCCUGUUCUAUAUACUGCAUGCAUUCAAAUAUAACCUUUUAAAAAUAACACAUUAUACACAGAUAAGACCUUCCAUUGGCUCCAGAGGUUGCUAUAAGAGAUAGCAUUGGCUAAGUUGCAGUGCAAUUGCUAACAUGUCAGGAAUAUUGUAUUUGUACAACUUUAAUUUCAAUGCUUUGAAAGGACAAUUGUCAGGAAAGUUGUCAUUUUCUCUUGGAGGAUUGUCAUACCUAUGGUGGUGCACUUCUGCAGCUUGAAAGGCAAUCCCUGAGACCAAGCACUGGAAAGCUCCACUUAGUCCCAAGUGUUCCUUCCUCUCAGUCCUUCAACUGUCCUUAAUUAUCCCGUUCCCUUGUGAAUUCGAUAUAUGCCACAACUGUUUGGAACUAAAGAUCAGUGAACUACACACACACACACGCACCCACCCUAUUUGCUUGCACCAUUUACCCGAGUCAGUGGAAGUGAUCCUUUUAAUAAUCAUAAAAUGAUGGCUUUGUGGCAAAGUUGGCAGUGAUACAAAGAUAGGUGGAGGGGUAGGUAAUGCUGAGGAAGCAAUGAGAUUGCAGCAGGACUUAGACAAAUUGGAAGAAUGGGCAAAAAAGUGGCAGAUAGAAUACAGUGUUGGGAAAUGUAUGAUAAUGUAUUUUGGUAAAAGAAACAAUAGUGCAGACUAUUAUCUAAAUGGGGGCAAGUUUCAAACAUCAGAGGUGCAAAGGCGCUUGGAAGUCCCCAGAAGGUUAGUUCACAGGUUGAGUCUGUGGUAAAGAAGACAAAUGCAAUGUUAACAUUUAUUUUAAGGGGAAUAAAAUAUAAAAACGAGAUAAUGCUGAAGCUUUAUAAGACACUAAUCAGGAGU